Messenger RNA from Drosophila rhopaloa, 789 nucleotides. RefSeq lists its product as uncharacterized. The transcript has 2 exons. NCBI's taxonomy places the organism in Eukaryota, Metazoa, Arthropoda, Insecta, Diptera, Drosophilidae. The record is from RefSeq and is a predicted model, not a curated record. Bases 99 to 530 code for a protein of 143 amino acids.
AGUACACAUCAUUCCAACGCCAUCACCCCAACCGUUAACAACUACUAUAAGAGAAAUUCGUUUUCACCUCGCCGUUUUUUCGACUUAAUCAGUCCAAGAUGAGUGAUGAAGAAGCACCAGCCGAAGGAGGUGAGGGGGCAGGAGACGAGGCAGCAGCAGCGCCCGACACCACCACCGCUCCGGCCGUGGACACCACCACUGCGGGCGCCAGGAUGAUGAUGAACCACCCGUGGUUGACCGCCGCCGCGGUGGCCCUCUAUGCCACCAAGGUCAUGUGGGUCAAGUUCCGAGCCGUCGGACUGGACAAACAGAAAAGGCGGCCCAAAAACCGGCAAGACAAGUCGAAGCCGCAGGAUAACGAGGAUAAUGGUUCAGAGUCUGAAUCUGAGGCGGAUACCGAUGCAGAAGAUGCAGGGGAACCCAAGGAAGCAGAGGAUCUGCCUGCAGACCUGGACGCAGAUGAAGUGGACCCACUGGAGCGAUUAGAGAUUGCCCAUCGAUCUAUCGAGGUGCUGGCCGCCGACCACUGAUCUUCGAGCCGGGGAUGAAGGACCAUAACAGGACACUGCACAAUCACACCUGACAAGGACACGUAACUGUUGUAAUGCUUGCGAUUUAACUAGGGGAGGUUCGUCGAGCCACGUUGGAAACUAACCACCACAUUGGGGGCCACAAAUUAUUAGUUUUUAAAAAAUUCUUGUCGAAGCCUUUUGGUUUUUUAUUUCAUUUUUAUGCUGCGAUGAGAGUACAAUGUUAACUAAAAAUAUAAGCCAUUUGGAAAAGUCAAAA